AUGAACUAUCCGACUGGGCCUCCUAUCAAUCGCCUACCAGUAGAACUCCUACAGCAAGUAUUCUUGCUCAUCUUAAACGAUGUCCCAGAAAACCCCAGUAUAUUCUCGUUUGGAGACACAUGCAUCUCAGCCGAUGUUACCAGUCCUCCCCUACUCCUCACCCGCGUGUGUCGCCUUUGGCGAGAUAUUGCACAUUCAACGACAGAAAUCUGGUCACGGAUCCAUGUUGCACUUCCGGGCCGAAUUCAACCAUUGAAACCCUUCCUUCCAUCCCUACUAGAGGUUUGGCUCGCCCGCUCAGGACGUCGCCCUCUCAGCCUUAGCAUCGUGUCUGAGCAGCUCUGCUACUCGCGCGAUCGGGAAGCCAGAUACUUGCCAUAUCUCCGACCAUACCGAUCAGGGGCGGAUUGUCGACUGCUCGAAAUCCUGCUUUCUGCAAGGGGGCGUUGGGAGACGGUGGCUAUCAUGUCACCUACCAUUUAUGACUGGAGUGAU
This is a messenger RNA of Suillus subalutaceus, 495 nucleotides long. RefSeq lists its product as uncharacterized. The record is from RefSeq and is a predicted model, not a curated record. Lineage: Eukaryota; Fungi; Basidiomycota; Agaricomycetes; Boletales; Suillaceae. The annotation marks the transcript as partial. The transcript has a single exon.